AUGAAACCGGUAUUCUGCCAUUGUCUUGGACCUUUGAAACGCCCAACCAGGCUUCGUCUCUUGGGCAUCCUGUAUUUGGAAGGUUUUCCUCAUUUCAUAUCCGACAUGCGAUUGAGAUCUACUGAGGAUGAGAAUGAAAAUGGAAACGGAAAUGGAAUUUCCGCUAACACGUUUUCCCAUCUUCAUGCGGAUGACAAGGCAAGGGAUGAAGGAAUCCUAUUUCUCGACGCAGAUACGCAGAUUCAGGAUCGUCAUUGA
Molecule: messenger RNA, 258 nt
Organism: Acaulospora colombiana
Lineage: Eukaryota; Fungi; Glomeromycota; Glomeromycetes; Diversisporales; Acaulosporaceae
Source: the annotation of a GenBank genome assembly